This is a messenger RNA of Phacochoerus africanus (Common warthog), 3570 nucleotides long. RefSeq names its product phospholipase B1 (gene PLB1). Bases 175 to 3369 code for a protein of 1064 amino acids. Gene Ontology annotation, molecular function: phosphatidylcholine lysophospholipase A1 activity; retinyl-palmitate esterase activity; A2-type glycerophospholipase activity. Gene Ontology annotation, biological process: phospholipid metabolic process. Gene Ontology annotation, cellular component: brush border membrane. The transcript is spliced from 43 exons. NCBI's taxonomy places the organism in Eukaryota, Metazoa, Chordata, Mammalia, Artiodactyla, Suidae. The record is from RefSeq and is a predicted model, not a curated record.
CCCUACCUGUUCACCUAUAGAAACAGCAACUACCUGCCCAGGUUGCCCACACCCCAGGCAAAGUUUGAGGUGAGAGAAGGAGCGGAAAUCAGGUGUCCUGACAAGGAUCCUUCUGACACGAUUCCCACCUCAGUUCACAGACUGAAGCUGGCUGACAUCAAGGUCAUCGGAGCCAUGGGUGACUCAAUCACGGCAGGUAACGGGGCCGGGUCCAGGCCUGGGGACGUCCUGGACGUCUUGACUCAGUACCGAGGUCUGUCCUGGAGCGCCGGCGGUGAUCAUAAUCUCAGCAGUGUCACCACCCUGCCAAACAUCCUCCGGGAAUUCAACCCUUCCCUGAAAGGCUUCUCUGUUGGGACCGGAAGAGAAAACAGCCCUGGGGCCUUCCUAAACCAGGCUGUGGCAGGAUCCCGAGCAGAGGACUUACCUGCUCAGGCCAGGAGGCUGGUUGACCUGAUGAAGAAUGACACGAGCAUAAAUUUUCAGGAAGAUUGGAAGAUAAUAACCCUGUUUAUAGGAGGCAAUGACCUCUGUGACGUCUGCAAUGACCCGUUCCGCUACUCCCCCGAGAACUUCACCAGCAACAUCGGGAAGGCUCUGGACAUCCUCCACGCUGAGGUGCCUCGGGCGUUCGUGAACAUGGUGAAGGUGCUACAGAUCAUCAGCCUGCGGGAGCUGUACCAGGAGAAGAAUGUCAGCUGCCCAAGGCUGAUCCUCCGGAAUCUGUGUCCCUGUGUCCUGAAGUUUGAUGAUAACUCCACAGAACUUGCCUCCCUCAUCGAGGUGAAUAAGAAAUAUCAGGAGGGGACUCACCAGCUGGUUGAGAGUGGGCGUUACGACACGAGGGAAGAUUUUACAGUGGUCGUGCAGCCGUUCCUUGAGAAAGUGGACAUGCCAAAGACCCCGGAGGGGUUGCCUGACAGCUCUUUCUUUGCCCCCGACUGCUUCCACUUCAGCAGCAAGGCUCAUGCCCACGCAGCCAGCGCCCUCUGGAACAACAUGCUGGAGCCUGUCGGCCAGAAGACAACACAGCAUAAGUUUGAAAGCAAGAUCAACAUCAUGUGUCCAAACCAGGACUGGCCAUAUCUGAGCACCUACAAGAACGACGUGCAGGAUUAUGGGAGCCGGUUGCUAUGCAGUGACAGAGCCCCUUCUGCCUCGCCGCCCACCUCAGUGCACGCCCUGAGACCUGCAGACAUCCAAGUUGUGGCUGCUCUGGGGGAUUCUCUGACCGCUGGCAAUGGAAUUGGCUCCAAAGCAGAUGACCUUUCUGAUGUCACCACUCAGUACCGGGGGCUGUCAUUUAGUUCAGGAGGGGACAGCUACCUGGAGAAGGUGACCACCUUACCAAAUAUCCUGCGGAAGUUUAACGGAAAUCUCACAGGCUAUGCGGUGGGCACAGGUGACGCCAAUGACACAAAUGCAUCCUUCAAUCAGGCUGUUCCUGGCGCCAAGACUAAGGAACUUGCGAGCCAAGUCCAGACUCUGAUACAGAAGAUGAAAGAUGACCACAGAGUAAAUUUCCAAGGAGACUGGAAGAUCAUCACGGUGCUGAUUGGAGGCUCUGAUUUAUGUGACUACUGCACAGAUUCGAAUCUGUAUUCUGCAGCCAACUUUUUUGUCCAUCUCCGCAACGCCUUGGACCUCCUGCAUAGAGAGGUGCCCAGGGCGCUGGUCAACCUCGUGGACUUCAUGAGCCCCAGUGUCAUGCGGCAGACAUUCCUGGGGAACCUUGACAAGUGCCCUCAGCAGCAGGCCAGUGUUUUCUGUAACUGUGUUCUGACCCCGCGGGAGAGCUCCCAAGAGCUGGCCAGGUUGGAAGCCGUCACCCAAGCCUACCGGAGCAAUGCGCGCGAGCUGGUGGAGUCAGGCCGCUAUGACACGCGGGAGGACUUCUCUGUGGUGCUGCAGCCCUUCUUCUCCAACCUCCGGCUGCCCAUCCUGGAGGACGGGAGCCCGGACCUGUCCUUCUUUGCUCCGGACUGCCUCCACCCAAGUCAGAAGUUCCACUCCCAACUCUCCAGAGCCCUUUGGGUCAAUAUGCUGGAACCAGUAGGAAGGAAAACGGACACCCUGGACUUGAUGGCAGACAUACCCCUCCCCUGCCCCACCCAGAACAAGCCCUUCCUGAGAACUGCCCGGAACAGUAACUACACAUACCCCAGCAACCCAGCCAUUGAGAACUGGGGCAGCGACUUCCUGUGUACAGAGUGGAAUCCUUCCACCAGUGUCCCCACGUCAGUCCAUGAGCUCCGGCCUGCAGAUAUCAAAGUGGUGGCCGCCCUGGGAGACUCUGUGACUACAGCGGUGGGAGCCCGACCCAGCAACACCAGUGACCUCCCCACAUCCUGGAGGGGACUCUCCUGGAGCAUCGGCGGGGAUGGUGAUUUGGAGAGCCACACCACACUGCCCAACAUUCUGAAGAAGUUCAACCCCAACAUCCUGGGCUUCUCCACCGGCACCCGGGAGGAGACGGCAGGGCUGAAUGUAGCCGUGGAAGGGGCCCGAGCUCGGGACAUGCCGACCCAGGCCCGGGACCUUGUGGAGAGAAUGAAAAACAGUGCUGAAAUCAACCUGCACAAAGACUGGAAGCUGAUCACACUCUUCAUUGGGAGCAACGACUUGUGUCAUUACUGCGAGAAUCCGGAGGCCCACUCAGCCCAGGAGUAUGUUUGGCACAUCCAGCAGGCACUGGACAUCCUCUACCAGGAGCUACCGAGGGCCUUCGUCAACGUGGUGGAAGUCAUGGAGCUGGCUGGCCUGUACCAGGGCCAAGGUGACACAUGUGUCAUGCCACUGGCAGCCCAGAGCAACUGUGCCUGCUUCCGAGGUUCCCAGGAGAACUCCCUGAAGAUGCAGGAGCUGAAGACCGUGAACUGGAACUUCCAGAGCGGCAUCUCCGGCUUCUCCUUCCGGCCCCAGUACCUGCAGCGGGAGGACUUCGCGGUGGUCGUGCAGCCGUUCUUCCGGCACACGCUGGCCCCCCUGAACAACAGAGGGGGCGCUGACCUCAGCAUCUUCUCCGAGGACUGUCUGCACUUCUCCGAACACGGGCAUGCCGAGCUGGCCAUCGCUCUCUGGAACAACAUGAUGGAACCAGUGGACCGUAAGACAACCUCCAACAACUUCACCUACAGCCGAACCAAGCUCAAGUGCCCUUCUCCUGAGAGCCCCUACAUCUACACCCUGAGGAACAGUCAGCUGCUCCAAGAUAAGGCUGCAGCAGGCCCCACAGAGCUCCCCUGGGCCACGCCAGUGGCGGCAGGAUGUGGCCUUGUGGUCGGCAUUGGCACCGUGAUGGCCUGGAGAGCCCUAAGACGUCGCCAGAGGGGAAAUCCUCCAAUAAGUCUGAACACUGUGAGCUUCUAGGCCCUCCAGCCUUGUGAGGACUCUCACCCUACACUCCCCAGCCACACUCCUCACCAGCCCUCUACCUCAGCCACUACAGAGCUCACUCGCUAUACCUGGCGACACAGGAAGCCAAAAGGACAGUCAUGCCUUCUUGGGGCCUGGGACCUAUGCUCUUGGAAUUGGCACAUCUAAAUAAAGGCCAAAGCCAUUUUAUUCUUG